ACGUGCUUCAACCGGGAGAGACAGUGAACGAAUGAAUCGUCUAAUUUUUGUUUAAAACACCGAAUCGUUUACAAACGAAAUACCACUACACCCGAGCAGCUGAGAUGAAUAGAAAUUCUAACCUAUAACUCACUCCAGGUAGAACUGCUUGAUACACGGAGUUUGCCAUCUCCACCGUUGUAGGAAUCGCUCUGGCAGGUCACGUGAUCUCGCUGCCAGUCAGGGAAAUGUUGAACUGCUUUGGCUUCAUCCAGUCGAGUGUUAAGCGUCAGUGGAGUGGAGAGCGAGAGAGCUGAAUACCACAAUCAUGGCAACCACAACAGCAGAAGCCGAAACCCGCCAGAGACUGCUGCGAAACGUGAAGAAGGAGGUCAAGCAGAUCAUGGAGGAAGCAGUCACAAGAAAGUUUGUUCAUGAAGACAGCAGCCAUAUUGUCUCAUUCUGUGCUGCUGUUGAAGCCUGUGUGCUUCAUGGUUUGAAGCGGAGAGCUGCCGGUUUCCUACGAAGCAACAAGAUAGCUGCACUCUUCACCAAAGUGGGCAAAAGCUUCCCUCCAGCUGAGGAGCUGUGCAGAAAAGCCCAGGAGCUGGAACUGGUCUUUGAAAGCAAACGAAGUCAGUCUCUCUCAUACAGCGAGAGCACCCGUAAGAUGCCCAAAGUCCCAAAGUUCUCGCCUCAGGCUGUCCGACACUUGUGGAUCCACACCGCACUCAUUGAGAAAGUGCUGGACAAGAUUGUGCUGUACCUGGUGGAAAACAGCAGUAAGUUUUACGAGAAGGAGGCUAUACUAAUGGAUCCUGUGGACGGCCCUAUCCUCGCCUCUUUGUUAGUGGGUCCCUGUGCGUUAGAGUACACUAAAAUGAAGACGGCAGAUCAUUUUUGGACCGAUCCUUCAGCUGACGAGUUGGUGCAAAGACAUCGUAUUCACAGUGGUCACUGCCGACAAGACUCGCCUACAAAAAGACCUGCUCUCUGCAUUCAGAAAAGACACUCCAGUAGUAGUAUGGAUGAAAGGCCAUCUCCCUCCCCCUCCGCCAGAGACUACGUGGAGUCUCUUCAUCAGAAUUCCAGAGCGACCCUCCUGUUCGGCAAGAACAACGUACUGGUGCAGCCGAGGGAUGAUAUGGAAGCAAUCCCAGGGUACCUCUCUCUACACCAGACGGCUGACUGCAUGACUCUGAAAUGGACGCCAAAUCAGCUAAUGAACGGCUCCAUGGGAGAUCUCGAAUAUGAGAGGAGUGUUUACUGGGACUACGCCAUGACAAUCCGCCUGGAGGAGAUUGUGUACCUGCACUGUCAUCAGCAGGUGGACUGUGGGGGAACAGUGGUUCUGGUUAGUCAGGAUGGGAUUCAAAGGCCUCCGCUUCGUUUUCCCCGUGGUGGUCACCUCCUACAGUUCCUCUCCUGUCUGGAAAAUGGUCUGCUGCCUCACGGCCAGUUAGACCCUCCGCUUUGGUCCCAGAGAGGAAAGACCUAUGAGGAGAAGGAGUUACUGAGGCUAGUUUAUUUCGGUGGAGUUGAGCCUUCUUUACGAAAGGAAGUCUGGCCUUUCCUGCUGGGUCAUUACCAAUUUGGGAUGUCUGAGGCUGAGAGAAAAGAGGUGGAUGAGCAGAUGCGAGCGUGCUAUGAGCAGACGAUGAGUGAAUGGCUGGGGUGUGAGGCCAUUGUUAGGCAGAGAGAAAAAGAACAGCACGCUGUGGCGUUAGCCAAGUGUUCGUCUGGGGCGAGUAUAGACAGCACCACACAAAGAAUAAUGCACCAUGACUCCACCAUCAGUAAUGAGUCCUCGCAGAGCUGUAGUUCAGGCAGGCAAAGACAUUCCAGGCUGCAGAGCGACUCCAGCAGUGGUACUCAAGUGUUUGAGUCUGUUGAAGAGGUCGACCAGAUUGAGUCUGAGCCCAAGAGUGAAGACAUCAAACAUGUUUCCAAAAUCUCAAAUGGAACACUCCAAAAUGGCACCAGUUCUCCAGACUCUGGUCACCCCUCUUCCAGAAACUUCUCCGUUACUUCUGGUCAGUCGGACUCCUUGAGCACAGAGGACAGUGGGAUACAUGACCCAAGCCUUAAAGCCCAACUACAGCUAGCAGUAUCAAAGGAAAGGUUUGCAAGUUCAUCUGGAGAGGAAGGAAAGGCGACUGAGGAAGGUGAGACCAAAUCGGUUGAGAAACUAGGUGUGAGAGAAUAUAGUAAAAUUGAGGUUAACAAAGUGUUGUCUUUGGAUGCAGUUGUGACAAAAUCAGAGAGAAGCAAGAAGGCCACAGAGAGCUCAGAGAAAAGGGCAGAGGUCGAGACAGGGGGGUUGAAAACAGCUCGAGAUGCUUUUGAGGCUCCUGCAAUAGCUCGCAGCCACAUGACCAAAAUGGAAGUGGGCGAACCUACAGAGAGAACUUUGACAUCAAAAAAUGAAGCACUGGCACAGCAAACUGAUUCAGAUAUUCCCAAAGCAACAGAAGUCGUGGAAUUGACUCCUCCAGAGCUGAAGAUGAUUGAGAAUCGGGUAAAUGUGGACAUUGAAAGGUCCCAAAUGGGAAUUAAACAUAUUAGAGCAAUCCAAGAGAAACCUUUGGUAACAAAAGAUCAUAAAUUAUCAGAUGCACUUGAGCAGAAGGUUGUAGCUGACACACUGGUGUCUGUUUCAAAGGACGAUGAUACAGAGAAAGAAACGGCGAAAACCGAUGAAGUAAGCCAAGUUAAAUACUCCAAGACAUGCAUAGAUGAUGCCAACAAUAUUAGUGGCACACAAAUAGCUUUAAGACUAGGUGAUGAGAAAGAGAAGAAGACUAUGAAGACCAGUGAUUUACCCAAUGAAGCUGGAACCGCAGUAAAGAGGAAAGCAGCAUCAGUUCUCUCAAAAACCACUGGUACAGAGCAAAUAGAAGAGAAGGUUGUUACAAUGAGGACCACACAUAAAGAAAUGCAGAGGAACGCUCCAGUAGUUGAGGAGAUGGUGGUUCCUUUGGUGCAUGAAGCUUUUAGCACAAGAGAGAUGGGUGAAGCCCAAGAUGCAACCGAGUCAGACGAGUCUCCCUCUGCCAUUGAAAUGGAAGAGAUUCCUACAGCUAAAGUGUCCAUGGCUUGGGAAAGGAAGAGUUCACCCAAAAGCAAGGCUAGUGAGCAGGGUAAAAUAUUUCCUAAGCUAAAGAAGAGAUGUCCACAGGGAUCCUCAGACUCUGUCUCAGACAAAGAAGAGGAAGAAGCAACAGAUUAUGUCUUCCGCAUUGUUUUCCCAAACAGCCAGUCAGAAUUUGUGGCUCCAGAAUUGAUAGAUCAGGGAGUUAACAUGUGGCACCCAACACCAAGGAAAUCAUCUUGCUCUUCCUGCUCACGGAGUAGUUUCUCUGAUGGAGCACCGCCCAAUGGACGCAACCAUGAAAGGGCCCCUCUGAAGUUGCUGUGUGACAAUAUGAAGAACCAGAUCAUCUCCCGAGCUUUCUAUGGAUGGCUGGUGUACUGCCGUCACCUGUCCACGGUACGCACUCACCUGUCUGGCCUUGUCAAUCACACUAUUGUGGAACCAGAUGUGCCCACUGACGCCUGUGGUGGCCUCACAACAGAAGUGUGGCAGAAGUUUCUUCAAGACUGCAGUAUGGAAGAGAUUCCUACAGCUAAAGUGUCCAUGGCCUGGGAAAGGAAGAGUUCACCCAGAAGCAAGGGUAAUGAGCAGGCAACUGUACCUGUAUUGGAACUCAGGCUGGAGGAAGCUCAUGGAAAGCCUAGCUCUGACAGAAUGAAUUCUGAGGAGCCAGAGAUGGAGAGUCUUUGUCCACAGCUUGAUUCACUGGCUGUAAACACUACAAAUGAAGCUACCUCUCCAGUUUCCUCUAUAGGCACCACUUAUUCUCAAGAGCUUUUGGACAUGUACAGUCUAAAUCUGCACCGCAUUGAUAAAGACGUUCAGCGCUGUGACCGAAAUUACUGGUACUUCACACCUGCUAACUUGGAGAAACUACGCAAUAUCAUGUGCAGUUAUAUCUGGCAGCACCUGGAAAUUGGAUAUGUCCAGGGCAUGUGUGACCUGCUCGCUCCCUUGUUAGUUAUUCUAGAUGAUGAGGCCAUGGCUUUCAGUUGUUUCACUGAACUAAUGACGAGGAUGAAUCAAAAUUUUCCUCAUGGAGGUGCGAUGGACACCCACUUUGCCAACAUGAGAUCUCUGAUCCAGAUUCUAGACGCAGAGCUGUUUGAGCUAAUGCAUCAGAAUGGGGACUACACCCACUUCUAUUUCUGCUAUCGCUGGUUUCUUCUUGACUUUAAAAGAGAGUUGGUGUAUGAUGAUGUGUUUGCUGUUUGGGAGGUCAUCUGGGCUGCUAAGUGUGUCUCCUCCAGUCAUUUUGUGCUCUUCAUUGCUCUUGCAUUGGUGGAGAUAUACAGAGACAUCAUUCUAGAAAACAAUAUGGACUUCACAGACAUCAUCAAGUUUUUCAAUGAAAUGGCUGAGCAUCACAAUAUCAAGCAAAUUCUGACUCUGGCUCGAGACCUGGUGUGCAAAGUGCAGACACUUAUAGAGAACAAGUAACUCUGAAGCCUCUCACCUCUGUUGUUUAUCGUGUUCACAAUGUAACCCAUCAGCCCUUGCUACAAAACAACAGGGAACAUUUGGCCAAAGCUUAAUGAGCUUCAAGUAUAUGGUAACAUUUCCAAUGCCAAAUAUCUUGAUCUACCUGGAAUCAGUCAGUGCACAAUUUUUAACAGAGUCAUCUGGCUCUUUAAUCAGGUUUUACUGAACAUCGUAGUACAUAAAAUUUUAUAAGCAGAUGCUGCUAAUGAGUGGUCAUUCACUGUUAGACAUGGAUUGUUAUCCUGUGUCUAAAAUGCAGUCAGGAUUACCAGUCACUAGUGACUCAUAGGCUCUAUUCCAAAACCUAGUGAGCUGUCUGCUGCCUACUGCCUACAUAAACUGAAAUUUCUAAUUUCAUUCCAGUAGAAUUUGGUGUUCGUUUGUUGCUAAGCCAACAACAUGAUAUUCAUACAGUACAUAGCACACACACACAUACUGGAUAGAAUAGUCAGUUUAAAUCAGAUUUAAACUUUUAUUGAUACUUUUCGGUGAAAACAAGGAUUUAUAAACAUUUUCUUUAUUCAUGUGAUGCUGCCUUAAAAUUUGACCAAAAGAACAUAUCUUAAAAAACAGCAUAAUGUUGCAGAAGUGUGCCUAUGAUGCCUUAAAAUGCUGCCUAUGUAAGCAGCUCACUAGGUUUUGAAAAAGAACAAUAAAAGUUCAGGGGUUCAGGUCAGGUGCAUUUUACUGCUAAGAGACGGUCACACUAGAUUUCAUGCUCCAUUCACUUUCACAUAUAUGGAGUGCACAUAUAUACUCUACUGUUCAAACGUUUGGGGUCAGUCUGAUUUU
Molecule: messenger RNA, 5347 nt
Organism: Sinocyclocheilus rhinocerous
Lineage: Eukaryota; Metazoa; Chordata; Actinopteri; Cypriniformes; Cyprinidae
Product: small G protein signaling modulator 1-like
Exons: 26
Coding region: 308-4513 (1401 amino acids)
Biological process (GO): activation of GTPase activity
Molecular function (GO): GTPase activator activity
Source: RefSeq, a predicted model, not a curated record